Molecule: messenger RNA, 492 nt
Organism: Colletotrichum destructivum
Lineage: Eukaryota; Fungi; Ascomycota; Sordariomycetes; Glomerellales; Glomerellaceae
Product: Putative IFI6/IFI27-like domain superfamily protein
Exons: 3
Coding region: 1-471 (156 amino acids)
Source: RefSeq, a predicted model, not a curated record
AUGUUUAUUCCUGACCUACAAGCUGUUACUGCCCGCUUCGCGCUAGGUUGCGGGUCUGACAGUGACAGUAUCCAGUUAUUCAGUCGCCACCUACUAAUGUAUUCUUUCAUGGGAAGUAGCCAGUGUGGUGGAAGCCUCGGAACUUGGCUUCAUCACUUGUGGAGUCUUUUUGUGGAUUGGAUUUCUCAACCGCAGGUUAAGAUUUACAUCAUCACAUGGGCUAUCACAUUCACGAUUGUGUGUAUUAUCAUCUUGGGUUUGGGCUUUGGCCCUGCUGGAGUUGGUGCAGGCACACUCGCUGCUGCUUUCCAGUCAUCUAUGUAUAGUGGCUUCACCCCGGCGAGUGGAUUAUUCGCGACACUGACGAGCAUGGGAAUGCUGGGAAUAAUGAUGCCCUGGGCUGUUGGCAUUGCUGGUCUUGUUGCUACAUUGGUCACGGGCACUGCUUGGGCCUUUGGAGCGGCUCGGUGAGGGCAAACGGUCUUGAUAACU